Penicillium alfredii is the source of this 2013-nucleotide messenger RNA. Its product is annotated as ELMO/CED-12 family protein. The record is from RefSeq and is a predicted model, not a curated record. Gene Ontology annotation, biological process: actin filament organization; cell motility. NCBI's taxonomy places the organism in Eukaryota, Fungi, Ascomycota, Eurotiomycetes, Eurotiales, Aspergillaceae. Gene Ontology annotation, cellular component: plasma membrane. The transcript is spliced from 3 exons. Bases 1 to 2013 code for a protein of 670 amino acids.
AUGGAGAACGUCAACGUCGCGGAGUUGGUGGAGCGACUGGGGAGCGAUGAAGAUGCGGUGCGCAAGAUGGCGGUCUUCAAGCUCCAGAAUAGCAUCGGUGACCCCUCCUUCGCGGACCUCUUCAUCACCGACGGAGGAUUGACCCGACUGCGGUAUCUGACCCUCCACGCGAGCGGGAACACCCUGGCAUACAGUCUCACCAGUUUCGCGCGACUCCUCGACGUCGACAAAGGAUGGGAUUGUGUCGAUCAGGAGCUGGUCCAACGAAUUGUUGAGUUGAUCGUCACUCAUCCGCUGGUCAAUAUUCUUCGGGGGGCCAUGUCGAUUCUCGUCUCGAUCGUCUCCCACCCGAGCACCGGCAGCCGCUUGUCGCAGGCCGACCUGUUUGGUUUCCGCGCGCUGAAGCCCGCGAUUGCCAUCUACCCACAAUUUUUGGAGAUGCUCGUUAGUCGACUAUCCUCUGCAGACCACGCCCUAUGCGCCAAUGCCCUUCAAUUAAUCAACUCGCUCAUGCGAGAUUCUAUCACCCACGACUCCGAGGCGGAGUGGCCCAAAUUUAUCCAAAAACUACAAGACUUGGGCGUGAUCCGCGCGGUCUAUGUCCUCAUGCAAGAUUCCGCCCUGCAAGACCUCGCGCAUCCUUUACUCGAAUUUCAAGCUCUCACCAAGGUUCUGCUCCGGAAGUGGCGAGAUAUUCUCAUGUCACAAGAGAAGCCAGAGCACCGACGAGCGUUGAAAGGAAUUUACCUGGCCAGCCUCCCCGAGAAGAGCCCUGGUGAGGCCGACAAUGACGACGAGACUCGGCGGUCCAAGCGCCACCACCCAGACAGAUGGAAACGCCUUGGAUUUGAAUCGGAGAGUCCGACUAUGGAAUUUUACGAGGUGGGAUUCUUGGGGAUGAUGGAUUUGGCCGAUUAUGUGCGCAGUCAUCAGGAUGAGUUCCAGAAAAUGCUCCUGGAGCAGUCCACCAAGCCAUCCCGCCAGCGGUGUCCCAUUGCUCGAGCAUCCUUGGCGGUGACGGCCAUCUUAUACGAACAUUUCGAAGUAGACAAGUCCGAGCUGGAGGACUCAAAAAGCUACCUUAUGAUGGAAUCUCGCUCCAGUCUGGACCGAUUGUUCAGGCCCCUGUUACUACACUGGACCCGAUUGCAUGUGGCCGGGCUGCAGGCUUUCUUCCGCCUGUGGAAAGCCACCGCUGCAGAGACAGAGGAUCUCGACAAAAUCGUGGAGCUUGUCCGCAUUCUGGUUGAGUCGGUGGUUGGGGGAGCAGCCCGAACCAAGGACGUCCAGGAUGUAGAGGAAGAACUGGCCGACUUUGAGUAUCAUCGUUUGCGUGAGCUUCAGAUGGAGCUGCUGGAACUCACCUAUGAAGACGCUUGGGGCCAGCACUUGCGACAGGUGCGUGAGGAACUCCACCACGAGGCUCUUCAAUUCGUGAAAGAACAGAGGAUCCGAUGCUUGUUGCAAGGCGUCUGGUUUCCUCUAGAUGUAAAUUCGCGGUCAGAAUCAGGCCCAGAAAAAUCCACCGCGUCACACCAAUAUGUGCAGCUGUCGCAUAAUCGACGAUAUUUGCACUUUGGGAAGUUUGAUUCCAUAGGCAACCGAGCGCCAGAGCUCGACACUCUACCAGAAAAAACCGCACCUCGUCAACCCUCCACCAAGAUCACCAUCCACGGCUACGCGUCUUCGGGUGCCACAGGCCAUACAAAAGGCCAUGGUCAUGUCCGGUCGGGCAGCAGGACCACCCAGAAGGAGGUUGUUCUCCUCACGCUGCGCCCUUCGUCCCACAGUGUUGCCUCUGAAUGGUUAGAUGGUCUGCUUAUGCUGCUUAACCAGCAGCCGAUCACGGCAGAGACGACUAAGUUGAUUGACCUUGUCAGCAACUAUGGACUGAAGAUCCGUCUGCUCAACGUACGGUUUGACGAUGCUACGUUCGCGGGCGAGGCCCCUCCAGUUCCCUCGCGCCAUGGCCUGGAUGAGGAUUACUUCUAUGAUGUUUUUGGAGGCGCUUAA